UUAACCAAAGAAGAAGCAGUGACCAGGUCGCGCUCUGGGUCCUUCCCUCCUCGCACGUGGGCACGGUGGGUCUAGCUCACAGUUUGGCGUCGUAGCUCUGAUUUAAAACCAGGUUCCGCGAUGGACGCUGACGACCAGUCCACCCACAACACCAGCGCCUCCCCGGACCGGGACCGGGACCGGGCGGCAGGCCCGUUCACCCAGGUGGCGAGUAAGAAGCGCCAGAAACGGAAACGGGGACACGGCGGAGCGGAGAUGGACUCGGAAGACUCCGCGGCGGUGAAGCGACCGCACUUUCCGCCCAUUUCAGGCGACAACUUAAAGGGAGGAGCCGAUGAGGUGCGUAAGGUGGCCGUCCCAGCGCACAGGUACACCCCCUUGAAGGAGAACUGGCUUAAGAUUUUCACUCCCAUCGUGGAGCACCUGCAGCUGCAGGUCCGCUUUAACCUCCGAACUAGAAACGUGGAAAUCAAAACGUGUAAAGAAACUCAAGACAUCGGCUCCCUUGCCAAAGCAGCGGACUUCGUCAAAGCCUUUGUGCUUGGCUUCCAGGUUGAGGAUGCCCUAGCUCUCAUCAGACUUGAUGAACUUUUCCUAGAAACAUUCGAUGUCACAGAUGUAAAACCGCUAAAGGGGGACCACUUAUCAAGAGCCAUUGGCAGGAUAGCGGGGAAGGGAGGAAAAACCAAAUUCACCAUUGAAAAUGUCUCAAAGACUCGCAUCGUAUUGGCAGACACAAAAGUCCACAUAUUAGGAUCUUUCCAGAACAUUAAGAUGGCCCGGACAGCAAUAUGCAACCUCAUCUUGGGAAGUCCACCUUCAAAGGUCUAUGGCAACAUCAGGGCAGUUGCUAGCAGGGCUGCAGAGAGAUUUUGAAGUCCAGUUGGCUGCUGCAUGUACUUACCUCCUCCCUCACUGACUGAAUUCUCAACUUGGUCUGUGUUUGGCGGACAUGGUUUGUUGAUGAGACUGCUCUUCGCCUUAAGACAUUUGAAUUGGUCUUUCUCAGGUUCCUCUACAGUGGACUCCAUCAUCAGCCAGUUGUUGGUGUCAUGGCAACCAGUUGUUUGGAGGAUCUGCCUCCAAAUAUAAUGCACGAUUGUUAGAACAUUGAUAUAUGUUGUUGGUGGCAUAUUUGGUUGGCAAGAAUAACUUGUGUAAAUAAAUAACUUUAAACCCAUAGUUUGA
Molecule: messenger RNA, 1188 nt
Organism: Lampris incognitus (smalleye Pacific opah)
Lineage: Eukaryota; Metazoa; Chordata; Actinopteri; Lampriformes; Lampridae
Gene: pno1
Product: partner of NOB1 homolog
Exons: 8
Coding region: 121-876 (251 amino acids)
Cellular component (GO): nucleolus
Molecular function (GO): RNA binding
Source: RefSeq, a predicted model, not a curated record